AUGAUCUAUCCGGUUUAUCUCUUCGUGCCCCUCAUAGCAACCCUCCUCAGAGGCACAGCACUUGCAAUCUCAGCGCCGACCAAAACUGCUCCGUCUACCAAUUCAUCCCUCAACUGGACGUCUUGCCCGUCUCCGUUCCCACAAAAUUUCCAAUGUGCAGAACUGUCAGCGCCCUUGCACUACAGCCAGGCCAACGAGCAGAACGUCACCCUCAACGUCGUCAAAAUCCCCGCAAAAAACUCGUCCGCUCGUCUUGGAACCCUGGUCUUCCAGGAAGGCGGCCCAGGCUACCCCACCGCCGCACACCUCAUCAGCUACGACAAUCAGGUCGGAUGGCAAAGGAUCCAAGAGCGGUUCGACGUCGUGGCCUUGGACCCCCGCGGCGUCGGCGUGAACUACCCGAUGAAGUGCGACCCGCAGCGCUGGAAUCAAUUUGCCUCGGCCCUGAGCUAUCCCAAGACCGAGCGACAAUGGGAACAGACCCUGGAGUUUUUUGAGGAUUUUGGCAGUGAUUGUAAAAAUCGGACCGGGGCAGAGAUAUGGUCGACAUUCGACACAUUGACGUCGGCGAGGGACCUCGAGACUCUCCGCUCGGCAUUGGGCGAGGGCGGGAUCAAUUACUAUGGUCUGUCGUGGGGCUCCCAACGUGGCCAGCAAUACGCACAGCUCUACCCCAAUAAGAUCAGAACAUUGGCGCUCGACAGCGUGCUGGAUCACACGAGCCAGCCUGAGAACCUCAUUGUUGACAGCGCCAUUAGCUUCGGACUCGCGGCGGAUUUCUUUUAUGAUUGGGCCGGCACGAACAAGUCAUCGGUGCUGUACGGCCAGGACGUGAAGACGCUUUUCCUCAACCUGGCGAAGCAGUUGGACCAGACCCCCGCCACCCUGACUGAAUGUGUCCAGAGUGGGAAUUGCUACCCAAACGUCACUCGCCAGGAACUAUUGAGCUUUUUCAGCGGUCAGCUCGACUUCACCCGCAGCUUCCCCAGCUUAGCUCAGGCCAUCACCGAAAUGGCCCAAGGGAACUAUUCCGUCCUAGCGGCCCCUAUUGUCACUGAAGAAACGUCCUCAGCCUGGUCUUUCAUGAUCGGAUGCAACGACUGGUCCACCAACGAGACCUACGUCGACUUUGCCAACCGGCUCAUCGCCGAGCGAGAAUUGACCGGCGCUCCGGAAGGGGGAGACUAUGUCGGCGCCACAGCCUGGGAUCUUUGGAUGCUUUACUGUCCACGAUGGCCCACCGCCGUGUCGAAUCCGCCGAAACCUUUGGACAUUGCCAAUACCUCGGCGCCGGUGCUGCUGGUCAAUGCACUGUGGGACCCCGAGACCCCAUACUCCGGCGCGGUGAAUGUCCAGCGGCAGAUCGGUGGGAGUGUGCUGUUGACCAGGCACGGUGAGGGCCAUGGGAGUUUUCUCGUCGACGGGGGCGGAGAGGCCAUGGACAUCAUCAUGGACUAUUUGUUGACGGGCGCUCUGCCCGCACCUGGAACGGUAGUCUAUUCUUGA
Fonsecaea pedrosoi CBS 271.37 is the source of this 1506-nucleotide messenger RNA. RefSeq lists its product as uncharacterized. NCBI's taxonomy places the organism in Eukaryota, Fungi, Ascomycota, Eurotiomycetes, Chaetothyriales, Herpotrichiellaceae. The record is from RefSeq and is a predicted model, not a curated record. The transcript has 2 exons. Bases 1 to 1506 code for a protein of 501 amino acids.